CGAUAUUGAGGCUUGGCUCCCGGGGGUCUGACCGCGGCAAGGCUGAAGACCACGUUGCACGUCACCCGCAUCAGCUCUGCGCAGCACCAAUGAGCUUCUGGGCAACCUUGCUGCAUGCUAGCCAAAUGAAUCUGUGAGCAAAACAUGAGGUCAACUUGAUACAUCUCAAAGCCCCAUUCUAGUGAAACUGCCAUCACAACGCAAACAUGGCCGAACAGUUGUUGGAUCAAGUUAGAGAUCUGGUUGAUGGCCAAAUUGACUUCGAAGGCCAGAAGCUGGCCGAAAUUCUUGCGACGGUUGUAUUGGCACUUGUCGGCGUCGUGUCAUUCCUUGUCGGCUUCUUCUUGCAAGACAUCGCCUUGGCCCUCAAGGUUGGUCUUGCCGGCACAGCUCUCACCUUCCUGCUCGUCGUUCCGCCGUGGCCAUUCUUCAAUAGACAUCCCGAAAAAUGGUUGCCAAUAGGAGGAGGUACGGCAAUCACAACAAGCACGCACCAGAACGUCGUGUUUGACGACAAGGCGUUUGCAAGGCAGUAGAUCCUGAAGAAGGUAUGGAUGCAAUACUACUGCUUUGCGUUAGAGAUAGCCCUGGCGGCGGGAUGGGAUGAACAUGUUCUUCAUUAUCCGGCUCUUGUAGAGUUCUCCAUCAACUGGUAGCGAUGAUA
Molecule: messenger RNA, 664 nt
Organism: Pseudomassariella vexata
Lineage: Eukaryota; Fungi; Ascomycota; Sordariomycetes; Amphisphaeriales; Pseudomassariaceae
Product: microsomal signal peptidase 12 kDa subunit-domain-containing protein
Exons: 3
Coding region: 207-536 (109 amino acids)
Biological process (GO): protein targeting to ER
Cellular component (GO): endoplasmic reticulum membrane; signal peptidase complex
Source: RefSeq, a predicted model, not a curated record